Aureobasidium namibiae CBS 147.97 is the source of this 771-nucleotide messenger RNA. Its product is annotated as concanavalin A-like lectin/glucanase. The transcript has 3 exons. NCBI's taxonomy places the organism in Eukaryota, Fungi, Ascomycota, Dothideomycetes, Dothideales, Saccotheciaceae. Gene Ontology annotation, molecular function: hydrolase activity, hydrolyzing O-glycosyl compounds. The annotation marks the transcript as partial. Gene Ontology annotation, biological process: carbohydrate metabolic process. The record is from RefSeq and is a predicted model, not a curated record.
AUGAAGAAGGCUGCUACCAAUCUUUUGGCUGUUGCUACUACAGCAUAUGCUUACACUGGCUCUCCUGCUGGUUCGAGGAGUGGAUGUUACUGGAGCACCGAUGCUGGACAGUUCAACACUCGCUUUGGUCAUGACUUCAGCCUCGAUCUCUAUGGAACGGUUCAGGACCUGAUCCCUGAUACCUACACCGUCAAUGCCGGUGUGAAUCCUCUUGCUCGUCGCUUUGACAUUGUCAACAUCGGUCUCGAUGCAAGUGAUCAAUCUUUGACCCUCACUGUCCCUGGCGGACAAACCAAUGGUAGUCCCAUUUCAACUGCUCAGCUCGCAACCAACUACAACGACAUUCUUUACGCUUCCGUCCGCACUGUAGCCAAAAUUUCCAACGUUGCAGGCACCACCAAUGCCUUCAUCUUUUACUCCAACGACACCCAAGAGAUCGAUUUUGCAUUCCUGACCUCGGAUAUCUCCAAGGCUUGGCUCACCAACGAGCAAAACUCGAAUACUUCUCCUUACUCAACCUACAAUGUAGCUGCGCCCGCUGAUGCCAACACUGCUUGGCACGAGUACAGACUCGAUUGGCUGCCUGGAGUUUCCAAGUUCUUCAUUGACGGAGUCUUGGUGCAAACGAUUACUGACAACGUUCCCACUGCACCCGGAUCCUGGAUCUGGAACAACUGGAGCAAUGGCAAUUCUUGGGCUCAGGGACCUCCUACCGCUGACAGCGUGUUGAAGAUUCGCAGCAUUGAUGCUUACUUCAACCGUACCAGUGUC